Vitis riparia (riverbank grape) is the source of this 1005-nucleotide messenger RNA. RefSeq names its product dolichol-phosphate mannose synthase subunit 3. The record is from RefSeq and is a predicted model, not a curated record. Bases 150 to 419 code for a protein of 89 amino acids. The transcript has 4 exons. Gene Ontology annotation, biological process: GPI anchor biosynthetic process. Gene Ontology annotation, cellular component: dolichol-phosphate-mannose synthase complex; endoplasmic reticulum membrane. NCBI's taxonomy places the organism in Eukaryota, Viridiplantae, Streptophyta, Magnoliopsida, Vitales, Vitaceae.
AGAGAACCGUCGACGAUAGAGAAGGUUCUUGUGCUCUGCGAACCCGUGGACGACAGAGAGAAGAGGUUCCUAGUAUUCGGAACGUGGAGACGAGACAAAGAAGUGACCCGUCUCUGAGGACUGGUUAGUAUUUUCUCAUUGUGAAUCCAAUGAAGCAUAUUUUUAAAAUUAUGGCACUGCUGGUAGCCAUUGCUGCCCUUUGGAUUGGCCUCCUUCAGACAUCAAUGAUUCCACAGAGCUAUGCUUUGUUGCUACCUAUCUAUUCCGUUGUGACCCUAGGAUGCUAUGGCCUGUUAAUGGUUGGAGUUGGUCUUAUGCAGUUUCCAACUUGUCCUCAAGAAGCACUGUUGUUGCAGCAGGACAUUGUUGAGGCCAAGGAAUUUCUACAGCGAAAAGGGGUGGAUGUGGGUUCAGGUUAACGCGAUGGUCUGAGUACUGUUUCUGGAUGAAAACAAGGGAAAUAAGUCAAGUUGAAACUUGUACUCUGCUCAAUCUGCCAGUGGAAGUGUGCACCAGAAUCACAGCUGUUUGAGUGUUUUCAUCUUAUGCAAGAUCCUGAAAAAUAAUCCAGUUAAGUGAGUUAAUUAGUGGCUCUCGAUUAUAUGCUAACAUACAAGUACUAGGCUGUAUAUUUCAUCAUGAACACCAGAAGAGAAUUGGUAAUUGUCAACUGUCAAGGUUAGAAAUGCAGGUGCUGGGAGUUUUGAAGCAAACCCAUCUUAAUAUCAAUUAAAAACCCCAUUUGAUCAAGGUAGAUCAUUAGCAUAGAGGGAAUGAAAAUGAAUUUGUAUUUGGUGAAAUAGACUUCACUCAAUAAUGAUGGUGUUGUGCUAUCAGGUUCCUUCUUGGAGGGAGAAGGAAAGGAAAGCAUUCCUAUUGAGGAGAAAGUUAUACCUUUUUUUCCCUUUUCUUUUUUAAUAUUUUAUUUUUGAAUUUAUGGGCUCCAACAUCAUCUGUAAGAAGCAGGAACUUGCAGGUAGAUUUUCUUCAAAGCAGUUAUUUUGA